CUCAAGACAACUCUCAUUUGUCUGAAAUCCCGGGUCGCUCUCUCCUUACACUCGCUCACCCACCCCAAAAUUACCACCAUGCUGCGCGGCGCCCUCCGUUCCUCCGUCUCCUCCGCCCUGCGUGCCUCCGCACGGGGCCCGUCACCCCUGGCCCUCGCACAACAGCGCUGGAUCUCGAACGACAUGCGCACCAAGCUCCAGUCGGCCGUCGACGCCCACCCCGUCGUCGUCUUCAUGAAGGGCACCCCCGACAUGCCCCAGUGCGGCUUCUCGCGCGCCGCGUGCCAGGUCCUCUCGCUCUCCGAGGUCCCGGAGGACAAGCUCAAGACGUUCAAUGUCCUCGAGGACCAGGAGCUGCGCGAUUCGAUCAAGGAGUUCUCGGAUUGGCCCACCAUCCCGCAGGUGUACGUCAAGGGCGAGUUCGUCGGCGGCGCGGACGUUGUCAUCGACAUGUGGCGAAACGGGCAGUUCCGCGCACUCCUCGAGGAGCACAACAUUGUCCCUAAAAUGACAGUCGAGGAGACAAAGUCGCAGCCGAACGCGUCGUCUUGAGCUCAAGGCUAAAGUUAAUGUAAUGUCAAUGGCGCCCUGACGUAUGGCGUAGCGGCACAUCUAUCGCAUUGUUAUCAUUUUACUCUACUACAUUAGACUCAUGAACUGUUUCUCCGCAAUGAUAUUCCUCCCGUGCACCGCU
Messenger RNA from Coniophora puteana RWD-64-598 SS2, 694 nucleotides. Its product is annotated as glutaredoxin. The record is from RefSeq and is a predicted model, not a curated record. Bases 79 to 552 code for a protein of 157 amino acids. NCBI's taxonomy places the organism in Eukaryota, Fungi, Basidiomycota, Agaricomycetes, Boletales, Coniophoraceae. The transcript is spliced from 4 exons.